AUGCGAGCCCUAUGCCUUCACGUGCUGGGAGGUGCACUGAGCCAGGCCAGAAACAACGACGGAUAUCUAGAAUACUACGACCGACAGCUUUGGGAUCUGGCCGAGAUGGUUAUCUACAACUGGAUCCUUAUUUUCCAAAGCGAAGAGGCUGCCGUUAGUGAGCAUAUCAUGUCUUGUAUUGUAACAAUCUUCUCUCAAUUCCUUGCUGAUCAGAUUAGAACCCGAGAACGGCAAAUCGCUCGCUUUUUGAAAUGCGAGAAGGUCGAGAUGGGCUCAGAGUUUUGCGAUGAUUGCCCCAUUUGUGUGGAGGAAGUUAAACCCGGUGAAUAUAUCACAACCCUUGCUCCAUUCUGUACUCACUGGUUCAACAGCGGCUGCAUUAAUACAUGGAUGAUGAGCGACAACGAAGGGAAUAAUACGUGCCCUAUGUGUCGGACGAGACUUGACUUGAGUGGACGAGUGCCCCGUUACAAUUAA
Molecule: messenger RNA, 477 nt
Organism: Penicillium waksmanii
Lineage: Eukaryota; Fungi; Ascomycota; Eurotiomycetes; Eurotiales; Aspergillaceae
Exons: 2
Coding region: 1-477 (158 amino acids)
Biological process (GO): protein ubiquitination
Molecular function (GO): ubiquitin protein ligase activity
Source: RefSeq, a predicted model, not a curated record